AUGUUUGUUCUUGUAUAUUGCCUAAUAUUUAAUGAGUGAAAAGAAAAGAAGGAAAGCAACUUGAGGGCUUGUUUGUCUUCUAUUGCCUAACUGCUUUUUUCUCCUUUUCUUUCUCUUUCUCUCUCAUAAUCAAUGAGAGCAUAUCUUGAUCCUAUUGUUACCCUUUACACUACUUCUCCAAGUUAAAAUCUUCAUAACGAUCCUCUCUGUCUAAUCUAAAGCUUUUUGGCUCAAGAUAGUAAAGAAGCAGCUAUAGCAGCAAAAAGUAGUCAUGGACGGUUCUUCUGGUACUUCUUUAGAACUAGACUCAAAAGUUUCAGAACCCAAAUCAGAAACUCAGGCAUCAAAAAGAAGGAAGGUGGUUGAGAAGACUGUUGUUAAAGUAAAGAUAGGAGCAAAUGCUGGGAAAUUAAAGAAUGAAGGGCCACCUUCUGAUUUUUGGUCAUGGAGGAAAUAUGGGCAAAAACCUAUCAAAGGAUCUCCUUAUCCAAGGGGGUAUUACAGGUGCAGCACAUCAAAAGGCUGUUCAGCCAAGAAACAAGUUGAAAGAUGCAGAACAGAUGCUUCAGUUCUGAUAAUCACUUAUACCUCUACACAUAACCAUCCAGGUCCUGACCUUCAUGCUACCAACCUAAUUAACCAGCAAGAACAACCAAAAGAGUCCCAAAACCAAAAACAACCCAGUACUACUAAAGAUCAUAGUCCAACAACUACAGAAGAAGAAGAAGAAGAUGAAGAAGAGGAGAAUCAGAAUCAACCCAUUGUGGAAAAUGAAAUUAUUCAUAAAAAUGACAAUAUCGAAGAUGGUAAUGAUUUUCAUUACUUGCAAUCAUCUCCACUAAGUUGUACACAAGAUAUGAUGAUUAGCCAAGAAGACCCAUUUAUCGAAAAAAAACCAGAUGCAGAGCAAACUCAUGAAAAUGACACACUGGGUAUUCUCUUGGAUGAAGAACCUAUAGUCUCUUCUUGCCCAACAUUGAUGACAUUUUCAACACCAAGUAAAUCAGAAGAAAAUGACUUCUUUGAUGAACUAGAAGAGCUACCCACAUAUUCAGCUUUCACUAGCUUCUUCAUGAGGAGCAAUUUUUACGAUGAAAGGAUUCCUGUUGUCCCUUCUUGAUCUUGGUGUUUUGGGGGCCUGCAGUUGCAGGUUCUUGAAAAAUGUACUUAAAGAACAGAAAUGUUAAUAUUUAUGAUAAGAUUAAAUAUAUUUGGCCACUACUAGUAGUAA
Messenger RNA from Jatropha curcas, 1231 nucleotides. RefSeq lists its product as uncharacterized. Lineage: Eukaryota; Viridiplantae; Streptophyta; Magnoliopsida; Malpighiales; Euphorbiaceae. Gene Ontology annotation, cellular component: nucleus. Gene Ontology annotation, biological process: regulation of DNA-templated transcription. Gene Ontology annotation, molecular function: transcription cis-regulatory region binding; DNA-binding transcription factor activity. The record is from RefSeq and is a predicted model, not a curated record.